Anisakis simplex (herring worm) is the source of this 2172-nucleotide messenger RNA. NCBI's taxonomy places the organism in Eukaryota, Metazoa, Nematoda, Chromadorea, Rhabditida, Anisakidae. The record is from the annotation of a GenBank genome assembly.
AUGUCAGCAGCAGAUGGAGGUGCAGCGGCUCUACUGGCGGCAGGGUUGAAUACGGGUGGAGAAGUUAUGUACGAAGAUGAUCUCACUGAUAAUACUAUUCCGGAUAUUCAGAAGAUAACAAAGAAGAAUAACAUUCUACCGUUGUGGGGAAAUACACAGUCGAUGAAUUUGAAUGCACUCGUUCUUGAAAAUAUUAUUCAGUGCACAUAUUACAAGAAUUAUCUUGCCGAAACGACUGGAUUCCAACAACUCACGGAGGAGAUUUAUUACAAUGUGAAACACUUAGAGCCAUGGGAGCGGGGCACACGUAAGACACAAGGCAUGACUGGCAUGUGUGGCGGGGUUCGAGGUGUAGGCGCAGGUGGUGUGGUUAGCACAGCCUUUUGCCUGUUGUACAAGCUGUUCACUAUAAGGCUGACGAGAAAGCAGCUCGUAAGUAUGAUCAAUAAUCGAGAUUCGCCAUAUAUUAGAGGAAUUGGAUUUAUGUAUAUUCGUUUCUGUCAGCCACCAACUGAUUUGUGGACGUGGAUGGAACCUUAUUUGGAUGAUGAAGAACAAAUAGAUCCGAGGAGUGGAGGCGGGGACGUAAUGUCGAUGGCACAAGUUGUGAAAAUGAUGUUAACAAAACUCGAUUGGUAUGGCACACUCUUUCCUCGUAUUCCAGUGCCCAUUCAGAAAGAUAUCGAAUUAAAGUUCCGUGAACGCGCUAAGGCAGAAUAUGAUCGUGAAAGAAGCGAAAGGGAUCGGGAAGAACGUGUUGAUCGAGAUCGGGAUAGAGAAAGGGAAAGGGAAAGAGACAGAGAUAGAGAACGGGAAAGGGAGAGGGAUAGGGUCAGAGAUCGACGAAGAACUAGGAGUCGAUCGCCGGAUCGCGAACGAGAGAGAGAUCGUACUCGGGAUCGAGAACGAGAUCGGGAUCGGGAUAGAGACAGGGAUCGAGAAAAGGAACGAGAGAGGGACAGAGAUAAACAACGAAGAGACGUCAGAAAAGGUAAUUCACACGAACGGUCAUCAGCGAGUAGCACUCAGCUCUCCUCGUCAUCAGAUCGAAAAAGGAAGCACGGUGGUCAUUCCUACAAAUGCCAUCAUCAUCUACGACACCACCACUGCCGUAAACACAAGCAGCGUUGUCCUUCCAAAGCAAAAAAGUAUCCUUUUUUUACUACUCGCCUCAUUUUACUACCUAAAUGUUCACUCAUCAACAGUGAAUAUUUGAUGAGUGAUGCUGGAAAUUGGUGUUUAAUUGAAUCAGAUCCAGGCGUUUUCACGGAACUUAUUCGUGGAUUUGGCGUUGUUGGAUUACAAGUUGAAGAAUUGUAUAGUCUUGAUAAGGAACAGUUCACUGAGCUGAAACCAGUGUAUGGAUUAAUAUUUUUAUUCAAAUGGCGCGCUGGUGAUGAGCCGUCCGGCGAAUUGGCUCUUGAUAACAGUAAAGUGUAUUUUGCGCAACAGGUGAUUCAAAAUGCAUGUGCUACACAAGCGAUAAUUAAUUUAUUGAUGAAUGCCCCACCGGACUCUGGUAUAACGUUGGGACCAAUUCUGGAGGAGUUUAAAAACUUUACGUGUACAUUUGAUCCGAUGAAUCGUGGCCUAUGCCUGAGCAACAGUGAUCCGAUUCGUGAGGUUCACAACAGCUUUGCAAGACAGCAUCUUUUUGAACUGGAUAUUCGAGUACCCGAGAAGGAUGAGAACUAUCAUUUUGUGACAUAUCUUCCGGUAGAUGGUCAUAUCUAUGAAUUGGAUGGCUUGAGACCAGCACCAAUUGAUUUAGGCGUUAUUAAGGAAGGAGAGGAUUGGCUGGAUUUGGUCCGUCCGAUCAUUAAUAAAAGGAUUCAGAAAUUCAGCGAUGGUGAAAUACAUUUUAAUUUAAUGGCCGUUAUAUCGGAUCGGAAAAUGAAGUAUCAAAAGCAACUGAAAGAAUUGACUGAAAUGGGCGUAGAGCAAGAACAAUUAGCGCAUUUACAAGCGCUAAUCGCCGCCGAAGAAGAGAAGGAGAAAAGUUAUAAAGCUGAAAACAUACGUCGUCGUCAUAAUUAUAUUCCAUUCAUUGUUGAAUUGCUCAAAAUACUCGCCAAAGAAGGCAAACUUGUGCCACUCGUACAGCAGGCACAGGAAAAGGCACAACGAAAGUCUGAUGAAAAACACAGUGAGAAGUUGAAAGCAAAGGCGUGA